AUGCAGUCCCAAUCGGCUAAAGGCUAUGUAAAUGUUGUUGAAUCAUUUACAAACAACGAUAACAACGCUAUUUCACAAUCUACUCAAUUGACAUCUAAUCAAAAUAGUGCUGGUGUAAUCAAAGCAUUAAGACGGACACGUGUAAUUCUCCUCACUCUCAUUUCAAUCGAAAUUGCUUGUACAUUGUUCUAUUUCAUUUGGAACUUAGUCGCACUAAUCAGUUAUAGUCAUUAUGACGGCAAAGAUUAUAAUAAAACGUCUAUGGAUACUUUGAUUGGCACUGUGGUAGCAAGUUUUAUUGCACUGAUAUAUGAAAUUAUUUUUCUUUGUGUGGUUAUCAAAUAUAUUCGCACCGGUAUUCUUAUUUGUGCUUGCAUUGGCAUCCUACAACUUGUAUAUCUUAUCUGUCUGAUUGUACUUCUCAUCAUUGCAAUUGUUAUAACUGCAUCGGCAGCACACAAUGUCGCUGGAGGAAUCGUUCUAGCAAUCAUUAUCAUCGUUAUAAUUGGUAUUGCUAAUAUUUUAAGCAUUUUGAGGAUUAUCUACGCAUUCAAAGCUGCUCGACUGAUUAAAGAAAAACAGGCCCACUUCAUAGUCUAA
Molecule: messenger RNA, 600 nt
Organism: Rotaria sordida
Lineage: Eukaryota; Metazoa; Rotifera; Eurotatoria; Philodinida; Philodinidae
Source: the annotation of a GenBank genome assembly